This is a messenger RNA of Bradysia coprophila, 795 nucleotides long. RefSeq names its product ATP synthase, subunit D (gene ATPsynD). Gene Ontology annotation, molecular function: proton transmembrane transporter activity. Gene Ontology annotation, biological process: proton motive force-driven ATP synthesis. NCBI's taxonomy places the organism in Eukaryota, Metazoa, Arthropoda, Insecta, Diptera, Sciaridae. The record is from RefSeq and is a predicted model, not a curated record.
UAGCCUAUUUUCAGAAAAUUACUUUGAAGCUAAAUGUCAAUGGUGCUGUCAACACUGGCUAUAUGUCACUCUGGUGCAACUGUCAGCUGAAUUUCUUACAUAACAUAACCUUUUUUUCUCUGUCUCACAGUCCACGAAAUUGUUAAAGAAUGGCCGCAAAACGUAUUGCCCAAUCUAGCAUUAACUGGAGUGCUUUGGCUGAACGUGUACCACCGUCACAACGUCUCAAUUUCAAUCAGUUCAAGUCCAAAAGUGACAAAUACUUGAGAAGUGUUAUCACCAACCCUGAAUCCGCUCCGAAAAUCGACUGGGCUUACUACAAGUCUCGCAUUGCCGUUCCUGGAUUGGUCGACACAUUCCAGAAAAACUACGAAGCCGUCAAAAUUCCAUAUCCACCGGACAACGUAACAUCCCAAGUUGUCGCCCAGGAGAGUCAAGUGAAAGCUGAUAUUCAGCAAUUCAAAAGCGCUUCGGAUGCUCGAAUCAACCAGCACCAAAAAUCGAUCGAGCAUUUGAAGUCAUUGUUGCCGUACGAAGAGAUGACCAUGGAAGAUUAUCGUGACGCGUUCCCGGAUCUUGCUUUGGAUGCAAUCAAUCGGCCAACAUACUGGCCCCACGAUGCGGAAGAACAAGUGGAUAACAGUGCCAAGGCUGGCCAUCACUAAUUUUGAAAUUGCAGCAGUCCGACAGCGGUCAAUUUCUCGUCAUCAUUUAACAUAAAUAUCCUUCGAUGCUCUUUCAAUGUUUAUAACAUUUCGAGGAUAAUUAGUGGAAAUUAAAGCAUAAUUCAGCUAA